Pecten maximus is the source of this 1758-nucleotide messenger RNA. RefSeq names its product BCL2/adenovirus E1B 19 kDa protein-interacting protein 3-like. Gene Ontology annotation, cellular component: mitochondrial envelope; mitochondrial outer membrane; nucleus. The record is from RefSeq and is a predicted model, not a curated record. Gene Ontology annotation, biological process: positive regulation of apoptotic process; mitochondrial outer membrane permeabilization. Lineage: Eukaryota; Metazoa; Mollusca; Bivalvia; Pectinida; Pectinidae. The coding region runs from base 106 to 630 and encodes 174 amino acids. The transcript has 6 exons.
UGAUUUGAUGACGUAGCAGGUAAAUAAGCAAAAUAUCAACAAAGUAUCGUGACAGCCGAGAAAUAACUGCGCCAAAUCUCUAAAGCGACCAGAAGACGGUGAUUGAUGGCUUCAACACAACGAGCCGAUGUGUCCGAGGACCUUCACGACUCCUGGGUUGAGCUGAAUAACUCUGGCCCACAGGAUCCCCUGGUGCCCCAGUCUAUAUACAAUGGAAACCUGGAGAAGCUGCUUAUAGAUGCCCAAAAAGAAUCACGCACACCCUCACGUGCCAACAGUAAAGAAUCUUCAGCCAGGGGAAGCCCAAAGAGCCCACACAGUCCAAACAAUGAACUGGCAACACAGGACUCGGACAGAGAUCCAGGAACUGACUGGAUCUGGGAUUGGUCCAGUAGACCUGAGGCUCACCCUCCCAGUGACUGGAGUGGGCGAUUUAAACACCGCAUCAGUCGGGAUAAAGCGACCUCCCGGAAUACCCGAGUAACGAAGAGCGGCGUGUUUACUAUCGACCACCUACCACAACUUCUGCUCACACAUGCUUGUUCUUUCUUCCUGGGGGCUGCCGUGAUGUUUGUAUGCCUGAAGAGAUACUGCAGCUGGGCCACAGUUACCUCCCCUGCAAUGGACUGAGACAUGAUAAAGCGUACCCCAGAAAUGCGUUCAAGAUUAACAAAAUGGUUCUGACUUUGAAGUUUGGAUUUUUCUGCCUGGAUAUUCCCGGUGAACACAAGGUCACCAGGAGGCAUCCCCUGUCUAUAUAGUUAUCUGAAAUCAAAAUAUCUGAUGUGUUGUACUUAUUUAUUGGACAUUUAUCUUCGCUGUAUUGAGUCUAAUUUGAUCCCAAUGUUUUUGACCCAAGACAUUUGAUAUUUGACAUAUUUCUUUUUGUGUGGAUAUUUUUCUAAAUUUAAAAACAUUUCAGUAUUACAUCCCUCUAUGAAUAUACCAAUGUAUACCAGGUAUGUUAAAUACAAAUUGAAGUCUUCAUUUUCGCUCAAAAUGUAGCUUCAGAUCAAAACCCCCAGGAAUGUUCUCAAGGGAUGUUUUUUAAUCCUUCCUCCAAUUCUAAUCCUUACUGUGCUCCUCCCUUGCUAUAAAAACUGGGUACUUUUAAGAGUCUAUACAUUAUUUGAUUUUCCAUUCCAUGAUUUUUUGGUACAAUACAUACAUAUUUGUUUUUAUGAUGACACCAUUUUAAUGUAUCGAUUUUCAAAGUGGAAAAAAAUAGUAUGAUUUUUUCCCUACCUAUGUUUAUUAAGAAAGUUUCUAGAUUUUCAGUCUAGAUAUGUGAUUUUACUACACACCUUGGUUUCUGUAGAUCAGAUCUUGACUUUGGUUUCUGAAGAUCAGAACUGGACUUUGGUUUCUGUAGAUCAGAUCUGUACUUUGGUUUCUGAAGAUCAUAUCUGGACUUUGGUUUCUGUAGAUCAGAUCUUGACUUUGGUUUCUGAAGAUCAGAACUGGACUUUGGUUUCUGAAGAUCAAUCUUGACUUUGGUUUCUGAAGAUCAGAACUGGACUUUGGUUUCUGAAGAUCAAUCUUGACUUUGGUUUCUGAAGAUCAGUCUUGACUUUGGUUUCUGUAGAUCAGAUCUUGACUUUGGUUUCUGAAGAUCAAUCUUGACUUUGGUUUCUGAAGAUCAAUCUUGACUUUGGUUUUUGAACCAAAAAAUAAUGAUUGUGAGACAUCAGAUGUUUCUGUAAUUAUGCUCUGUUGUCCACGGUGAUGAUCAUUUAAUUGACACACAUCCUUAUUUAG